AUGUCUGUCACCAAUAAGAAGAGGACAUACAUCACUAGCCGAUACAGAGCAGAUGCUGAUUUUGAGUUGAAGCUGAAGCAAUAUAUCAUUCGCAUAUAUGCGACAGAUGCCAAUUUCAACUUGAAGCAGAAGCAAUAUAUCACCAGCAAGUAUGCGACAGAUGUUUAUUUCAACUUGAAGCGGAAGCAAUACACAACCAGCAAAUAUGCGACAGAUGCCAAUUUUAACUUGAAGAAGAAGCAAUACAUCACCAGGAAAUAUGCAACAGAUGCAGGUUUCAAGUCAAAGCAGAAGCAAUACACAACCGGCAAAUAUCAUAAUGAACGUCACUUGCAACAUUGCAUGAGUUACAUGAAAACGAAGCGUCACACUCAAGCAGAUUUUCGCAUAACCCAUAAGAUGCAAUGUACCUUCAAAAUAAUAAUGAAAUACAGACGAUGGACUUGUGUCAUGCGAGAAUGCAGUCAACCAGUGGACAACCGCCUAAUGCAGACAGCUAUAUCUACUUUCCAUGAAUGCAUUAAAGCUGAGCCAACUUUUGUGUGCAUGAUGUGUCAUCGCACCCUUUUCCCUAACCAAGUGAAACAUUGCAUUCACAGCAAUUACAAGAAGAAUUUACACAUUGUUGUUGCCUGUUUGACAGGGAAAUAUGUCCAUGUGGGCAACAAUCACUGUCAAGGCCCUGAACAAUGCACCGUACCAGAUGAAAGGCCCAAAGAAUGGAUUUGUAACAACUGUGUUUCACAUUUAAAAGCUGGACACAAAUCAUCCAUCACUGUGGCUAACAACAUGGAGCUGGCGCCCAUUCCCCCAGAGCUCUGCGAUUUGUAUGUGCUGGAAAGACAACUUUUGGCCAAAAUACUGCCAUUUGCCAAGAUCAUCACACUUCCCAAAGGUAGACAGGCAGCUAUACAUGGCACUGUAGUGUGUGUGCCAUCCGAGGUCAAAACCACGGCCAAUACUCUACCAAGAUCGCAGAGCACAUCCCAAUUACACAGAGUGAAGUUGAAAAGACGUCUGACUUACAAAGGCCACCAGCUGUUUCACAAUGUCAACAUGAGAAAUGUAGUAGCAGGUCUGUCAAAACUCGAUGAUAAUGAUGAUGGGAUGGAACUCGACAGUUGUGAUGAAACUAAAAUGAUGGAGAUACAUGAACGCAUCCAAAAAAAAUUGUGA
Pelobates cultripes (western spadefoot toad) is the source of this 1176-nucleotide messenger RNA. NCBI's taxonomy places the organism in Eukaryota, Metazoa, Chordata, Amphibia, Anura, Pelobatidae. The record is from the annotation of a GenBank genome assembly.